UAUCAACUGCACGCAAGCAUGCACGAGAGUAGCUCUCCAUGCACGCAGGGACCCGAACCCCAUCUUUGCUUUCUUGAAGACAAAGCAUGCAGGUGGUGAUGGCUGAAGGGGAAAGCACCAGGAGGUGGUGGUGGAUCCAAAGGCUGGAGGAAAUGGAAUGUCAAAGCCCUAAUGAUUCCCGAUCAUGAUGAGCCGGAGCAGGCUCUCGAUACUCCCUGUUGUUGCGAGUGCUGCAGUCUAAUCAUCCAUGUCCGCUCCACCUUCCUCUCGUCGUCACCGUGAGGAGCGGCAGCGGAAAGGGGACGGCAGUGUUUGCUGCGACAUGAUGCACUGCGUGACCCACCACCACCACCACCACCACCACCACCGAUCCCUUUCACGUCAGCUGUCGGAAGAAGUGGCAAGUCGUCGCCUUUUCCCUCCUCUUUCUCCUGCUCGACCCGCCCUUGCAUCUGCUGCUCCGAAGCUUCCUCUGCCGAGACGAUGAGUCGCGUCCAGCACCAGCAGCAGCAACUCCACCACGUUUGCUCCUCCCCGCAGCAGCAACGAUGCGAUGACUGGAUUUUUCUGGAUGUUCCUAGUGAUAUCACCAUUUAUGUAAAUGGGGUGAGAUUUGCUCUGCAUAAGUUUCCACUGGUCACCAGAAGUGGUCGAAUUAGGAAGCUGAUCUCAGAGCACAGGGACGCUGCUGACACUGCAAAGAUCGACCUGCUUAACUUACCUGGGGGCCCUGAGACGUUUCAGCUGGCCGCCAAAUUCUGCUACGGCAUCAACUUCGAGAUCACCACCGCAAAUGUUGCUCAACUUUGCUGCGCGUCCGAUUACCUUGAGAUGACAGAGGAGUAUGCAGAAGGGAACCUGUCGUCCCGUUCCGAAGCUUACCUUGAUGACGUCGUUUGCAGAAGCCUGGAGAUGUGUGUCCAGGUGCUGCAACAGUGUGAAGGCCUCCUUCCCCUGGCCGACGAGCUCAAGAUCGUCAGCAGGUGCACCGACGCCAUCGCCUCCAAGGCAUGCGCGGAGCAGAUCGCCUCGAGCUUUUCGCGCUUGGAGUACAGCUCCGGAAGGCUGCACAUGAACAAGCAGGUCAAGUGCGGCGAGGACUGGUGGAUCGAAGACCUCUCCGUGCUUCGGAUUGACUUGUAUCAGAGAGUCAUCGAGGCCAUGAAGUGCCGAGGAGUUCGUCCGGAGAGCAUCGGAGCCUCGCUCGUGGACUGCGCCGAGAAGCUACUCAAGAGAAAGCCCAUCUUAGGGGCCAGAGCUGGUGCUUCAGCUGAGGCCAUCGAACGCGAGGAGAAGACGGUGAUCGAGACGAUCGCCGGCCUACUGCCGGGAGAGAAGCACACUGUGCCCAUGAGCUUCCUCUUCGGCCUGUUGCGCUCGGCGGUGAUUCUCGACUGUCCCAUGACCUGCAGGCUCAAUCUGGAGAGGAGGAUCGGGUCGCAGCUGGAGAUGGCUACUCUCGACGAUCUCUUGAUACCUUCUUCCCAACAUGCAGGGGAAACAAUGUUCGAUGUCGACGCAGUUCACAGGAUCCUCGUGGUCUUCUCUCAGCAGGACGACAGCGACAACGAUGGCUUGGGCUACGAAGCCGACGGUCCUCGCCCUCUCUCCCAAACUGCGCUGGACAAGGUGGGAAGACUAGUGGACAACUACCUCGCGGAGAUUGCUCCAGAUGCUAACCUCAAGCUUGCCAAGUUCGUCGUCAUCGCCGACGCCUUACCAGGGUAUGCUCGCACCACAGACGAUGGCCUGUAUCGCGCCAUUGAUAUCUACCUCAAGGCUCAUCAGGGGCUACCAGAGUUGGAGAGAAAGAGGCUCUGCAAGCUGAUCGACUUCCACAAGCUCUCAGAAGAAGCCAGCGGUCACGCGGCACAGAACGAGAGGCUCCCGCUGCAGGCAAUUGUGCAGGUGCUUUACAUCGAGCAGCUAAGGCUCAGAAACGCAUUAUGCUGCUCCUACUCAGAGGAGGACCAGAAAACAGCUCCCCAGUCGCGAUGCACCAGCAAUGGCGUGUUCAGUGCAGGGCUGUCUCCUCGGGACAACUACGCGUCGCUGAGGAGGGAGAACAGGGAGCUGAAGCUUGAACUGGCCAGGAUGAGGCUUCGGCUGAGCGACCUCGAGAAAGGCCAUGCCUGCAUCAAGCAAGAUAUGGAGACAUCCAACUCGCGAAAGCUCAUACUCUCCGUCUCCAAGAGGAUCCGAAGCUCAAACUUAUUUAGCGGCGCUGCUUCUGAUUUGCCUUCCAAGAGCUCACUCGGAGCAGAUUCCAGAGUCAGUAGCAAGCCUUGAAUCACACCUCGCCAUUGAUGCACAAACUCAAAGUUUGCCUCUGAGAGAUGAUGAUGUUAGCACUGUAAGUAGUAGUGUAUUGUGAGUUCACAAGCUCUGCCAAUCCUGGUUGGUUCAUUUGUUCUCUUUGUUGUCAAUUUGCUUGAUGUUGCAUGAUACAUUGGUCCAAUGAUGUAAAGCAAGAAAAAGUCUUCCAUCACCACAAACAAUGAAAACACCUGAAGAAGGCACCAAGAUGAUCCAAACCAUCAGUCUCACACCAACAACAUUGGCUCAACAAAUUAUAUAUGUAAGUCCAAAACCAGACUAAACUGUUAGUCAGAGCAAACCAAAUUGACAUGUCACCUUCUUUGUUCUCUUGUCUCUCUCAACUUGCUUCAGUUUGUUUGAUGCUCUUCAUCAUUGUAGGGGAGGAUAAACACCAAGCAAAAUAGAGGAUGAUGGGGUCUAUCAGGAUAAAAUUCUUCCAUGGAUGCAUAGGAACAUAAAUGAGUGGGAUCCUUCAAAUUUA
This is a messenger RNA of Musa acuminata AAA Group (dessert banana), 2800 nucleotides long. Its product is annotated as BTB/POZ domain-containing protein At5g48800. Gene Ontology annotation, molecular function: protein binding. The record is from RefSeq and is a predicted model, not a curated record. NCBI's taxonomy places the organism in Eukaryota, Viridiplantae, Streptophyta, Magnoliopsida, Zingiberales, Musaceae.